CUGAUGCCCUGGCAUGGAUUCCAUUUAUAGCAAUGUGCUGACACUGCACCUUUUUGUGCUGGAGGCCAGGUUCUCCACAGGGUCCAUGUCUGACAGCUCCCACCAGCUGCUGGAACCCAAACACAUCCUGCAUUCCCACCUCAGCUUCAUGCCAGACUAAAGCCCAGCCACAAACCAGAACAUCUCACAAGUCCUUCUGAAAUCUGUGCUGGGAGAGGAGGCAACCCAGCUGUCACUAAUAGCUGGUCCUGACAGAAGACCUAAAAACUAUGAUUUUCGACAAGAAAUUAGAGACAGCAAGAAAGCAAAAUGGUCAUGGAGCUGAAAGAGAAAGAAGGCAGUGCUGACACUGGCAGAGUUUCCCUCUCCAGUGAGGAAGCUUCUUGCACCAUAUGUGACUUCUCUGCGUGCCUGUUUCCUUUCCGUGCUCGCACCACUCACAAUCAGAUGAGAGUGUAGUGAGGCAGCCAGGGCAGCUGAGACAUCAGUCCUGCCCUGGGAGCAUAGGCAAACAUGGCCCUGCAAUGGAUGUGUCUCCUGCUCCUUACACCUCUGCUGGCAGCACAAAAUCGUGAUAAGCUCUAUCCCAACAACUAUGGAAAACCCAAGGGAAGAGCAAAAUGCCCAAAACCUCAGUGGGACACAAGACUUCAGUUUUUGGAGAACAAAACUGAGUACCCACAGAAUAGAGAACUGACACUGAUCUGCCCCAAAGGCCUUGAGCCCUCCUUCACCAAGGUCAAAUGUACAAAGGAAAUCCAGAGAGUGAGUUCUGGAAAACCAGCCUAUGUGGAUGCUUGGUGGGCCAGGAGCAGCACAGGUGCCUGGACACGCAUUGAGGAGGAUGUCCUGUGUAUGGAAACGUGCCAAAACCCCCGGCGGGACUCCAGACUCCAGCUAGCACCAGACAACAUAAAUUAUAAGAAGAACGAGAAAGUGACACUGAGCUGCCCUGAAGGUUUCCAGCCACCCUUCAUUGAAAUCCAAUGUCAGACUCAAUUCCAGUAUGAGGAUAACGCGACACAUGUUUACAAAGAAUUUUGGCUUGGAAGAGAUUCAAGAGGUGCCUGGAUCCCCAUUCAGUCCAGUCUGAAGUGCACUGAAACGUGCCAAAUGCCCCAGCGGGACUCCAGACUCACACUGGCACCAGACAAGACAAAUUAUAAGAAGGAUGAGAAAGUGAUGCUGAGCUGCCCUGAGGGUUUCCAGCCACCCUUCACUGAAAUCCAGUGUCAGACUCAAUUCCAGUAUGAGGUUUAUGGGACACAUGUUUACAAAGAAUUUUGGCUUGGAAGAGACUCCAGAGGUGCCUGGGUCCCCAUUCAGUCCAGUGUGGAGUGCAUCGAAGUGCUCCAGGUUGACCAUGAGACCUUUGAGAUUUCCAGCACCAGCAUCAAACUGAAAUGGACCUGCAGGUUCCCCAAUGCCUGCCAGGGCAUGAGGGCCAUGUGCCGGCUGGAAGCACCUCCCUCCCCUCCCUGUGAGGCUGAGGAGGUGAAUGUAGAGCAGAUGUUACAUGGCCAGGAGGGAACAUUCACCUGCUCCCCUUUGCAGCCCUUCACUGAGUACAGAGUCACCUUCGACUUGCCCCCCAACACAACCCUGUUCUCAUGGUUCUUCACAACAAAGGAAACAGUGCCGGACAAACCAGAGCAGCUGUGGCUGGAUCCCAACAGGGGCUCUCUCAGGUGGAGCGCACUGCCCUCCUGCAAUGGGGAGAUCAUUGGAUACCAGCUGAACAUCACAGCCAGGAACGCAGGGGACAGCGGCGUGCUGGAGACCGAGCGGCUGCGCCUCAGUGGCUCCGUCACCGAGCACCGGCUGCCGGAGCACAGCCCUGGCAGCAGCUACGCCGUGAUGAUCCAGGGACUGACGGCUGCUGGAGCCGGGGCUGCGCUGAUGAGGGAGUUUCACAGCAACAGCAGCUCCGAUACCCCGUACCCCCAGACCAUCAGCUGCCGCAGUGCCCGCGACAUCGCCCCCUCGCAAGGGACGGCCGUGCUCCCCCUGCUCCCCAUGGCCCGUGGCUCUGAGGCCGCCAGGGAGCACCAGCUGAUCGUGGCCGCGACGCACAACGCCUCGCUGAUCGAGAGCAUCUGCUCGGGGCAGGCACGGCUCUCCAAUGCCAGCGUGUACCUGGCCGCUGUCCUCAACCUCAGCGCCCCCACGGACUUCGUGCUGGGCGACGGGAGCCGCGGGCAGGGCCUGCACAACGCUGCCCUCAGCCCGGGCCGCGACUACACGGCCCUUCUGCGCCUCGUCCGCCUCGGCCCGCAGGCAGAGAAGUUCACCUGUGUCUGCUACAGCUUCUCUCUUGGGCAGGAGUCAUCAUCUCUGCUGGUCAGCAAGUCUGUGGUUAUGGCAGUAGCACUGACUGUUGCAUUCCUGGCACUGGGGAUUUUGCUGCUUUUUGUGGUCUUCAGGCUAAAGCGCAACAGUUCAAGAGGCUCGGAGAACAACAGCACUAUACCCCUGAGAGGAUGUCAAAAAGAUGUAUGCAAGCCAAACACACAAAUCCCAGUGGAGGAACUGCUGGAGGCUCUGAAGAUGUUUAAGAGGGAAGAAAUAGAGGCAGAACAGACAGAUGAUGAAUCAGUCAACAGGCAUGGUGCUGGGCUUCUUAGAGAAUAUCAGAAAUUGUCUUCCACUUUGUUGCACCCCUGCAAUGCUGGCAAGGAGCUCUGUAAUCAAAACAAGAACCGCUACAAGAGCAUCAUCCCAUAUGAUCACUGCCGUGUGGUGCUGCAGCCCUCUGACACCGGGAAUGGCUACAUCAAUGCCAGCUAUGUGGAUACCUACCGAAGUCCACGCUUCUUCAUUGCAGCUCAAGGUCCCUUGCCUGGGACACUGGAGGAUUUCUGGCACAUGAUCUGGCAGGAGAAGACCUCAGUCAUUGUGAUGCUGACGGGCUUAGUGGAGCAGAACAAGAUCAAGUGUGAGCAGUAUUGGCCAGAGCAGGAGCAGGUCUAUGGCAACUUCACCGUGACACUGAACAACACCUGGACCACCACAGGCCUUGUCAAACGCAUCUUCUGCCUGCAGAAGGUAAGCCUGGCCUGGAGCUGAGGUGGGAAUGCAGGAUGUGUUUGGGUUCCAGCAGCUGGUGGGAGCUGUCAGACAUGGACCCUGUGGCGAGCCUGGCCUCCAGCACAAAAAGGUGCAGUGUCAGCACAUUGCUAUAAAUGGAAUCCAUGCCAGGGCAUCAGUCCCAGGUUUCUGUGCCAGGCAAAGGCAGUCAGUCAGCUCCAGUGGUCACCCAGAGGAGUCUGGACUGAUGCUGCACGUGGGAAUAUUGUAGAGUCUUGAUGGCUUGGGUGAGGUGAUUACAAAGGGUAUAAAAGCAGAUAAAGGGAAUG
This is a messenger RNA of Serinus canaria (Common canary), 3356 nucleotides long. RefSeq names its product receptor-type tyrosine-protein phosphatase kappa-like. The transcript has 18 exons. The record is from RefSeq and is a predicted model, not a curated record. Lineage: Eukaryota; Metazoa; Chordata; Aves; Passeriformes; Fringillidae. Gene Ontology annotation, biological process: protein dephosphorylation. Gene Ontology annotation, molecular function: protein binding; protein tyrosine phosphatase activity. Bases 514 to 3066 code for a protein of 850 amino acids.